Molecule: messenger RNA, 483 nt
Organism: Epithele typhae
Lineage: Eukaryota; Fungi; Basidiomycota; Agaricomycetes; Polyporales; Epitheliaceae
Product: 60S ribosomal protein L23
Exons: 4
Coding region: 1-483 (160 amino acids)
Biological process (GO): negative regulation of translation; translation
Cellular component (GO): mitochondrial large ribosomal subunit; ribosome
Molecular function (GO): mRNA binding; structural constituent of ribosome
Source: RefSeq, a predicted model, not a curated record
AUGUCCCAAGCUAUCGGCAACACCGCGCUGGCGUAUGCUCGGGUCUGGCACCAUGUCGACGCCUCUGACCGUGUUCUCGGCAAGCUUGCUGAGCGCAUAGCUAUUGUGCUCAUGGGCAAACACAAACCUAUUUACGACCCCGCGGUGGACUGCGGUGACUACGUCGUGGUGACAAACGCACGGAAGAUCCACGUCUCCGGCAAGAAAGCGGAGCAGCUGGUCUACAGAAAACACACCAUGUAUCCGGGAGGGCUGAAGGAGAUUCCGUACGCGCGGAUGAUGGAGAGAAAACCCGACCAGAUCAUUCGGGAGGCCGUCUCCGGUAUGCUGCCUAAAAACAAGCUGCGCGACCGCCGACUGGAACGGCUACGCAUCUUCCCCGACGGAGACAUGGGAACCUUCGAGCAUAAUAUCUUGAAGCGGUGGGAGGACGGGACGUUGCCCGCACGGUCACAGCCUGCGGAGCCCACGUCGCAGCCCUAG